This is a messenger RNA of Stegastes partitus (bicolor damselfish), 4140 nucleotides long. RefSeq lists its product as uncharacterized. The coding region runs from base 139 to 3135 and encodes 998 amino acids. Lineage: Eukaryota; Metazoa; Chordata; Actinopteri; Pomacentridae. The record is from RefSeq and is a predicted model, not a curated record. Gene Ontology annotation, molecular function: GTP binding. The transcript has 7 exons.
AGAAGCUGCGGCUCUGGGUGGGAGCGCACCCUGCAGACGCACCCUUCUCGCUCAGUCAGCCGGACGGAGGCUCGUCCUGCUCGGUCACAGCUUCUCCUCGCAGCACUGGACGCUGCGUAUGUCACCCCCAGCAGCGCCAUGGCCGACAUUUACCGAUUCCCCGUUUACUUUGAGAGUCCCGGCCUUGUCAGAGAGCAGGAGAAGAAAAUAGAGCAAUAUUUCCGUGUUCGACGCAAAUCAGGCGGCGGAGAGUGCGGACCGCUGAGCAGAGUGGCGCAGAACGUCUACAGCAUUGCUUUCAGGUAUCAGAAAGAUCAGCAGACAGUCCUUCAGAGAUCGGGGCAUGUUGUGGAACUUCCGGGUGGGCGUCUGGAGUUCACUGUGCGAGGCAGCCUGGAAGCUCACGCCUCAUUGGACGUCAGCGCAUCCGAAGCUCCAGCAGAGAGCCCUCAGUCCAUUCCUACCUCAACUCUUGUACCAAGGGGUGAAGAACUCCAGAUUGACAGUGAUCUCAGUGAGAAAGAGCACGCCUCUUUGGCCUGUUCUGCUCGGCUUUACCCAGAAGAAGGCAGGGCUUUGUUCAGGAGGUCAGCGCAGCCAGGUGAUGUAGAUGAAGUUAGUGACUGGAAACUUAAAGAAGACAAAAAUGACGACUCUGAGGUGGAGUCUUACUGCUCUGGUCAGACCACAGAUGAGAGGGAAGCGUACAGCGAGGCUGGGGAAUGUUCUCAGGUGAACUCUAGGUUGUUGGAUGAAGAGUACAGGUCAAGUGAGAAUUUGGCCUCUUUGACUUUGAGUGAAGGAACCACACCCGUUGCGUGCUACAGCCUUCAGGAUGGGCUCCAGGUGCUGGUGUAUGAAGGGGACAUCACCAAACAAUGCGCCGAUGCCCUGGUGAACGCUGCCAACGAGGAUCUGGACCACCGUGGAGGCAUCGCUGCUGCACUGAGUAAAGCAGGUGGUCCUGAAGUGCAGGAGGAGAGCAGUACCUUAGUAAAGUACAUGGGCAAAGUUUCCCCGGGUGAUGUCGUAGUGACCACAGGGGGCAACUUAAACUGCAAAAAACUCCUCCAUGCUGUUGGGCCUGUAGGUGGAAAAGCAUAUGGCAGAGAGAAGAUCCUACUGGAGAAAGCUGUGCGUUCUGCUCUGAAUUUAUCAGAAAUGAUGGAGUUCCAGUCCAUAGCUAUUCCUUGUAUCAGCUCAGGUGUGUUCGGUGUUCCUGUCACUGUGUGCUCUGAGGCUAUCGUAACUGCUGUCAGGAAGUUUGGUAGUCAGGGAGGGCGAAGUCUGAGCAAGAUAAUCCUGAUUGAUAACAGAGGAGAGGUGGUGAGGGCCAUGAAGGAAGCAUGUGACAGGCUUCUCCAAGGGGUGAGUAGCGGAAGCAGCACCGCACCGGAUGUGGAGCUCCAGAGGGAUGCUGCUGACCAAGACUCAGCAACAGGAGCCACAACAGGAGCCACAGCCAGAGCUCGUGGAGGCAGCGUCCGGGUAGAGAUCGUUCAGGGAACCAUCGAGACCCAGCAGGUGGACGCCCUCGUAUCCCCUAUGGUCGGCCACGAUCCUCUCUCCACCCGUGUUGGAAACGCUUUGUGCGAGAGGUUUGGUUCUGAGUUGACUGCACGGUUUAGAGAAGAAUCAGGGGAGGAGGCGUUGCCGAGUGACGCGGUUCUGGUGGAAGGCUUUCCUGGACAGCUUUCCAACGCGGUGUUCUUCGUCAGUCUUGCUCCUUGGAAUGAUGACGAAAAUGGAACCGCAGUUGAGAUUCUUAGAGCGGGCAUCAGCAGAAUCCUAACUUUAUGUGAGGACAGAGGGUUUGGUUCCGUCGCUUUUCCUGCACUCGGAGUCGGGAUUGCCCUGCGUUUUCCUCACAGUGUGGUAGCCAGAGUUUUACUGGAGGAAAUCCGUGCAUUUGAAGCGGACCGAGCCAGCACCAUGCCGUUCCUGGUCCGCAUUGUCAUCCACCCCAGUGAUGAAGAGUGCAGUGAGGCCUUCAAGUCUGUCCAGGAAGCUUUGAAAUGGGAAAAAUUCACUGAAGAUGCUCAACAACAAGCCCAAGAUCAAGCAUCCACCACAAAGAGAAUCGUCCUGCUGGGAAAAACUGGAUCUGGGAAGAGCCACCUGGCUAACACUAUAUUUGGAGAGGAUCUCUUCAAAACAAAUCAUUCGCCCAACUCCGGCACUAGCAAAUGUCAAACAGAAACCAAAGAUGUCAAUGACAGAAGCGUCACUUUGAUCGACACCCCUGGUUUCUUUGACACAGGAAGGCCUCAGGAGGACUUGAAGGCUGAGAUACUGAGGUGUAUCACAGAGUGCGCUCCUGGGCCUCACGCCUUUCUCAUCGUGCUUAAAGUGGAGAAAUACUCCGAGCACGAGCAGGCUGUCAUCUCUAAAAUCUGCCAGUAUUUCUCUGAAGAUGCUUUAAAUUAUGCCGUAGUUGUCUUCACUCACGGCAACCAGCUCCCCAAAGGGAUGAAAAUCGAAGAGUUUGUGAGUCAGAAUGAGAAUCUGAGUGAUCUGGUGAAGAAGUGCGGCGGCCGGUGCCACGUCUUUGACAACAAACACUGGAACAACAAGCAGCAGAACAACUACAGGAGCAACCACUUCCAGCUGGAGGAGUUGCUCUGCACAGUAGACAAGAUGGUGACGGAAAAAAACGGAGGGUGCUACACGAAUGCAAUGCUGAAAGAUGUUGGGGCACAAAUACAGAAACAGGAAGAGCACUUAAGACAGACGCUGGGAAACCUGCCACCGAAAGAGAUCACAGAAAAGGCCAAAAGUCAAGUGUAUCAUAGAUACUUGAUUCAAAUGGCGGGGAUUGGAACGGGAGCUUUGUUGGGAGCUUUUUGUGGCAUCGCAGCGAUGAUUGGAUUAGUUAUCACAGCGGUGAGAAACGUAGCGUUAAUGAAGCUUAUAAAAACAGUUCCAGGAGCAGUAGCAGGAGCAGAUAUGGUUGUCGUAGGUACUGCAGUGGUGGGUGUAAGUGCAGCAGCAGCAGGAGCAGUUUUAGGAGGCGUGAUUGGAGGUAAAGCUGCUGAGGGAGCAGAGACGCCACUGGAGGCUGCAGAAAGGGCAUUCGAUGCCAUCAGGGAAUCAGGAGAAUCAGCUCUGAAGCAGCUUAAUUUGCCUUUCCGGUGAAAAUCAGGAGUUUUACCUCUUUGGCAUGGUGUUUUCUCUAUAUGCUGGAAGUCAGAAGAGAAAUAAGCAGCCUGAGUAUUUAGCCAGUGAUGGAUUCAUACUUCUGGGGUUUCAUAUGAUACAAACUCAGGGAUCCUGUCCUGUCGUGUAGCAAUAAUCACUACUUUAUGUCCCUCAGAAUCCCAGUUUGAACUUCUGUGGCUGAACAUUGCAGCAUGCAAUUGUGUAGCACAGAGAAGUUUUACAAUAUCGGUGCAGAGUCAUAGGUGAGCUGGUGUGCUGGAGCUGCAGCGACUGUGGCAGGGUGUAUAAAGCAACGCUGUAGGGUUACAUCUAAGCCAUAUUAAGGUAGGAGGGGCUUAAUUUACUCUUAUUUAACACAUAGAUGAGUUUUUAAUGAACAACCAUAAGGGUGCUUUAAAUGAUAAGUUGUUAGGUUAUAGUCUAACACGAUGGGAUAUUCCAAAUAAACUUCAUUUUGCACUUUCUUGCGUUGUUGCCUUUUGGCGUCGUUACUAUCUACAUAUCUAACUUUCAUUUAGAGUCGGGUUUCAGGCCACCUGGUAAAGGUUUAUCCAACAUCUAUUAUUUAGCUGCUGGAUGCUGCCCCACCUUCACGAUUUGUGAACCACAGAACCAAAAAUAAAGUGAGCUUGAAGAGGCUCAAAAGGCUCCGUGGGCGAAGUGCAGUGCAGGGUGUUGGUGCUUGUUUGUUCUGGUCACUUUAUAUAUUUAUUAAGAUUGUGGAAAAAGUUGGUGCAACUAAAAUCAAGAAUGUUUGGGGCCAAGAAUCACAACAGACUUAAACAUUAGUGAAAACAAUGGAGGCGAAUGUUUGUGGAAGAAAUGUCUUAUCUCCUACUGUGUCUUAUUUGUAAAUGAUGUAAUAUAUCAUAAUGGUGGAUGAAUGCUGAUUUAAUAUAUUUACAUGGUGAUUUUGUGUUUUUUCACUCUCUUUAUGUCCAACUUUCUCUAAUUGUUGAGCAAUAAACACCUUAAAUCCUG